GCGAUUCUCCACUUGGGCUGGGCACGUGUAGUGUGUUCCUCAGCCCUCUCCUCCAAUGCGCCUGGUGGCCAGACUCCAAGUGGGACCGCCGGACGGACGCGCAGCCUCGGGGGGUGGUCGAAACUGAUGGAGAACCUCUCUCUGGAGCCAGAGAUCCAAGAUGACUGCGGGCCACCCAGGGCAGCGGGUGCUCCCACAAAGCCCAGGAACAACUUCAAAGACUUGAUGGUCAAGCUGACUGAGGGCCAGUAUGUGCUGUGCAGAUGGACAGAUGGACUGUAUUAUCUUGGAAAGAUUAAAAGGGUCAGCAGUUCGAAGCAAAGCUGCCUUGUAACCUUCGAAGAUAACUCCAAGUACUGGGUCUUAUGGAAGGAUAUCCAACAUGCUGGUGUUCCAGGCGAAGAGCCCAAAUGCAACAUCUGUUUGGGAAAAACAUCUGGACCCCUGAAUGAGAUUCUCAUCUGUGGAAAGUGUGGUCUUGGUUAUCAUCAGCAAUGCCAUAUCCCCAUUGCAAGCAGCACCGAAGGGCCCCUGCUAACACCAUGGUUCUGCCGACGCUGUAUCUUCGCUCUGGCUGUGCGGAAAGGUGGCGCGCUGAAGAAAGGAGCCAUUGCCAAGACCUUGCAAGCAGUGAAAAUGGUACUCUCUUACAAGCCUGAGGAGCUAGACUGGGACUCCCCACAUCGGACCAACCAGCAGCAGUGUUACUGCUACUGUGGAGGUCCUGGAGAGUGGUACCUAAGAAUGCUUCAGUGUUACAGGUGUAGGCAGUGGUUUCAUGAGGCCUGUACCCAGUGCUUGAAUGAGCCCAUGAUGUUUGGAGACAGGUUCUAUGUGUUCUUCUGCUCCGUGUGUAACCAGGGCCCAGAGUACAUUAAGAGGCUACCUCUAAGAUGGGUGGAUGUGGUUCACCUUGCCCUCUAUAACUUGGGGGUACAGAGCAAAAAGAAAUACUUUGAUUUUGAAGAAAUCCUAGCCUUUGUCAAUCACCACUGGGAUCUUCUUCAGCUUGGCAAGCUGACCAGCACCCCAGUGACAGAGCGAGGACCCCAUCUCCUUAAUGCACUGAACAGCUACAAAAGCAGGUUUCUCUGUGGCAAGGAGAUCAAGAAGAAGAAAUGUAUCUUCCGACUAAGGAUCCGGGUCCCUCCCAAUCCACCUGGUAAACUGCUGCCAGACAAGGUUGUGGCCCUGAAGGAAAAUGGUGGCACCUCCUCUGACCUACAGAAGAGAGGGAAGAGCAAGUACCAAACUAAGCAUAGUUCGGUGCCUCAUGAACAGCAGAAAAGGCGAGUUGUUAGAAGAAAAAGAUCAAAAUUUUUGUUGGAAGAUGCUAUUCCCAGUAGUGACUUCACCUCAGCCUGGAGCACCAAUCACCACCUGGCCAGCAUAUUUGACUUCACUCUAGAUGAAAUUCAGAGUUUAAAAAGUGCCAGCUCAGGCCAAACCUUUUUCUCAGAUGUGGACUCCACUGAUGCCGCCAGCACGUCUGGCUCAGCCUCCACCAGCCUGUCCUAUGAGUCCAGGCGGACUGUGGGCAGCCGGAAGAGGAAGCUGGCAGCCAAAGCAUACACAUCCCUAGGGGCGAAGCGACGGGCAGCAGAGCCUGGUGGGCGCUGCACCUCAGACAGCAGUGCCGAAGGGGGCUCGGGCCCUGAGAGACCCGAUGAUGGCAUUGAUAGCCACACUUUUGAGAGCAUCAGUGAGGACGAUUCUUCCCUUUCCCACCUCAAGUCCUCCAUCACCAACUAUUUUGGUGCAGCUGGGCGGCUGGCAUGUGGUGAAAAGUACCAGGUCCUUGCUCGAAGGGUGACUCCUGAAGGGAAGGUCCAGUACCUAGUGGAAUGGGAGGGGACUACCCCAUACUGACCCAAUGUUGGAGAUAGGGGGGCGGGAGUCAGUCUUUAAAGUCUUGUUAACCAAAGGAGAGAAGAGGGAAGUCUAUCCCAGGGGCCCAUUAGGCUUUGGGGGCUUCUCUCUAUUCCCAGGGGUUCCAAGGGAGAUGAGAUAUAAUGAUGCUCAGCUCUAGAAUUCCAGGUCUUUUUGAAAGGCUGAGAUAAAAGCUCUGGGGCAGAACCUUGCAUGGAGUUUGACUGAGCUCCUAGCUAGGACUGACUUCUCUCUUCUCAUAUUCUCUCCUUUUUGUGUCUUUUGAAAAAUUUUCUCUGCCUCUUUCUGUGUUUUUAUCUCCUCCCCUAGGCCUUCUAUUUUCCUCUUUCUUGAUGUCUGUCCCUACCUGUUUUAUCGCUGUCUAGGUGUUUCUAUUCCGUGAUAGGUCUGCCUUUGUCACUUUUUUGUCUGUUUUUCCUUAUCUAUUUCUCUCUGCCCCAUUCCUCCACCCUUCCCCAAGCUAUAUUAUUUUAGUAACUGAAUAUAUGCAGAGGGCAGCUGCUACAUGCCCUUCUCUGACCUGACCUUGAGCAAGAUGUUCUCAUGGCAUCAGAGUGCCUUUAGCAUAGUGGGGGAUUGUAAAGUGGGGGGAGGAGGGCGGAGUUCAUCUCUCUGGAGUCCUUCCUGCUAGCUCCUGCCUAUAGCUGUAUUCUCACCUCCUAUCUCCCCCCCACCCAGCAUGAAUGUGGAUGCCACUGGUGGGGUGAAGGUGAGAUUGAGAAUGGGUAGGAGAAAGACAUCAAUGCAACUUCAUAUUGCCCAACUUGUGGGACAGAGGAAUUCCUCUUUUGAAUGAGAGGCCUGCACCCCCACCAUACCCACCAAAAAUGAACAGCAGAAAAGGUUGUCUCUUCCUAUUGUAUUUAUUUCUUACCUUAAUGGAAUGACAUUUAACUUUGAAGAAUCUCCAUCUCUCUAUAACUGAGACCCCACCCCCUCUCCUGUCCCUAAGCAUUGCUGUGAAACUGAGAUAGAAAUCACUUGGUCACCAAGGGCUUUCUGUGUUGGGAGCCCUGGACUAGGGGAAGGAGGGAAGACAAGAGCUUGACCAAAGGCAGUUCCCUAAACCCAGCUUCUUCCCUUCCUGGGAUCUUAGACACACAUCAGAUUUCCGCUUUCCUGGGGACUGUCAGAUGGGUUCAUUAAGCGCAGCCUUUCCUGCAAACAACACCUUUAGCCAGUUCCUGGAACAGGAAGGCUAAGAGAUGGAGGUGGGUGUUGGAUGUAUGUGUUUUUAGGGAUAGGGAUGCUAUAAUGAGGAUCAUGGGACUUUAGAUCUCAAAGAAAUCUCAUAAGGCAGUCUUUUUACAGAUAAGGACAUGGAGUGGUGGUGUAAGGGGAAGAGCAUUAGACUGGAAGUUCAAAGAUCUAAAAGUAUCCUCUCUGGAGUCAGAGGACCUGGAUUCAAAUUCUGCCUCUGUGACCUUGAAAGGAUCACCUAAUUUUUCUUGACCUCAAUUUCUUCAAUGGUAAAAUGAGAUGAAAUAGCCUCUUGGGUUCCUUCUACCUUUUAGCUAUAUGAUUCAAGUUUGAAUCCUGUUUCUAUUAUUUAUAAUCCAUGUGACCUUUGGCAAGUCACUAAAUCUCUCUGAGCCUCAAUUUUCUUCCUCUGUAAAAUGAAGAGAUUGGCCUCGAUUUCUGCCUUCCAUUUCCAAAUAUUCUGCUAAGUGACUUGCCCAAAGUCACAGAAAUAGUAUUGGAGCUGGGAUUUGAACCCAGGUCUUCUGACUUCAAAGGUAGUAUGGUCUCUGCAUUCUAUAACCUUCUGGAGAGAGAGAGAGAGAGAGAGAGAGAGUGUGUGUGUGUGUGUGUGUGUGUGUGUGUGUGUGUGAGAGAGAGAGAGAGAAAGAGACCCUAUGACUGAUCUGCUAAUGAAUGCCAAGCUAACAGCCUAGAGGUGGCAAUAGGGCUGGCUACACUUCAUCCAGAUGAGGUACCCCCUCCCUUGAAACUGACAAUCAUUUUUCCAGGAAGCCUAGUGCUUGCACUGUCCCCAUCCUCUCAAAAGGAGAGUUAAGGGCAUGGGGGGAGGGGAAUGAGUGGGAAAUAAAUAGGCCUCUUCAAACUGAUAAACACUGCCUUGCUGAGCAAAGCAACAACAAAAACAAAGUUGAAACCAAGCUGGAGGCUCUCUCUAUAGCCCCUCCCCACACUUCUCCCUAGAAGAAGAAUCGCCCAUGUUGAAGGAAAGUGGGAACUUCCUGGUCUUGCUGCUUUUAUUAAUAAUCAAAACCAACCCACAGAGAAGGGAAAACAGAUGCCUAUAGCUCUUCAUAGCACAGAAUGUUCAGCUCUACCAGAGUCUGAGAAGUUGGGGGUAAAAAUGGAUAGCAGGGUCUGAAGCACUUGGGUAGAGUUAGGUCUCUAAAUGGGGCUGGACCUGUAACACUUCAAGAUCAGGGAUGGGAUGAAGGAUGACAAUUACAAGUGACCAAACAGGUGUUUGAUUAGGUCUUAUUAUAUUUCUAUUACCUUACUGGACCCUAAGCCUCAACCUCUGUCCUCAUGCCUUAUAAAGAGCAUCUCUGGUCCUAGUGAGGGACUUAAAUGGAUACUUAGAAACCCCAGAACUGACAGUGCCUUUCAAAUUGAAUUCCCCACCCUGUUCAUCCUCACACAAAAAAGUGCCAACACUCCACUGACUUUCCCAUUCACCAGGAAAAUUGUGCUCCCUGAGCAGCUAUGACUGAUACCUCUGUGGAUGUCUACUCAGAUACUGCCAGGUUAUCUCUGGGCCCUAAGAAACUAGCCAUGGGAGAAUAUCUAGAGUAGAAGCCUCUCCCCUUGACUCAGUGGGCCCAUGAAUGACAUUCACAGAUUAAAGUAAAUGUCCCAUCCUGUUGACCCUGGUUCCAGCCUUAGGCAAAGCUUAACAGCUCUUUUUAAGAAGCCUGGAAUGGAGUAGGGAAUUCAGUAAGGCUCUUUGGAAGAUAUAUUGGGGAUCUGAAAUGGCAGGUGGUGGUGGUAGUAAAUGGGCCUCCUUGAAUUGGCACAGGACCCUGGGUCCUGGGAUCUACCUAAGAAUGACUCAGCUCUGAGCUGGAUCCUAUAUGUACUGUCCCUGAGGACACUGGCCAAGCUGGGACCUUAGGACAGGUAACCUUUUAAAGGUGUUGCCUUCUUACUCUCUGGAUAUGGAUACCGUUUAGUUCUGGGGAUAAAGGGGCAGCUAAAAAUAGAAGUAUGGGGGUCAGUCCCUAGCUGUUCACAACCUAGUUCCCUGGCAAUCCCAAGAGGCAUGUGAUCUGGGAGGAAAAUUGAAUAGCUGUCCCAGAUAUGUAGACAUCUUCCCAUGCUUUGGGACCCCCCACAGUCACCAUAUGUGGGUGGUUGAGAAUUUCCCCACUAGAAGACAUUACUCAAAUGGCAAGUGCACUUCCCACCCCUGGGAGUUUCAUGAGUCCCCUGCCUAGACACACUGAAGUUUCCCUCAGUCAUUUAUAGGUGCUGGACCCAACUUUGGCAUUCUCAUUGGACUCCUGAGGGUAUUCAACAUUAGUUGUAAUAGAUCCUGUAAUGACUCUGUUGUGCACCUUUUAAAAAGAUUUAUGGUUUCAAGUUGCUGCUUUUAAUAACCAACAUUUUAUAUUAAAGUUGUAAUU
Molecule: messenger RNA, 5492 nt
Organism: Dromiciops gliroides (monito del monte)
Lineage: Eukaryota; Metazoa; Chordata; Mammalia; Microbiotheria; Microbiotheriidae
Gene: PHF19
Product: PHD finger protein 19
Exons: 16
Coding region: 127-1869 (580 amino acids)
Biological process (GO): regulation of DNA-templated transcription; chromatin organization
Cellular component (GO): nucleus
Molecular function (GO): DNA binding; chromatin binding
Source: RefSeq, a predicted model, not a curated record